AUGGAGACGGGAUGUCAGUCGAGAACUUCCUCUACACCCCACACGAGCUAUCGACAUGAAGUGCUAGCCGCUGCGUCCGUCGUGGUCGUCGCCGGGGACGACGAUCACCCGUACUACUGCACCUCGGACGCCUACUGCGAAAAAAACUACCCGGGCACGGUCUGCAUCUCCGUCAACAACUACGGCGACGUCAUCUCGAAGUGCACCCCCAACACCUCCAAGCGUCCAGCCUGUCGUGGAGCGCAACCUGGGCUGUGUCCGUCCUACCAGAGUUCCGACCAAGUAUACCUGAAUGCGCACUGCGUGUUCGUAUCGGAAGAAAACCUAUCACUCUCCUCUAGCGGGUCCGGAUCAAGUCGUCGCUGCCUCAACGCGGCGGCUUCGUCUUCGGGAUCAACCUCAACGGCGUCCGCAUCCUCUGCUUCAAUCUCGUCGUCCCAGUCAAGCGGAAGUGGAAACUCGACUUCCUCUUCAUCUACCACGAGCAGCACUAACGAUGCCGACGCGUUGUACACGGCAACGAUCGACGGAGAGGAGGUGACGGGCCAAUUCGUCUGCCUGGACGUGUCGGACUACGAAAGCAAGGCCGCCGACCCAAGCACCUGCUACCCCAGCGCUGCACCUACCAAGGAACGUGCACGUAUAAGAGCAAGAAGAAGAUCACCAAGCGGGGAUAUGUGCUCAACCGAGGUUUCCAACGCAUGUGACGUCGACUGCGGCACGGGAGGCGACUGCGUCGACGGUGAGUGCGUGUGCAAGGAAGGAUUCGACGGCAAGGAGUACGAUGGCAAGCAAGGCACGGCGAACGAGCGCUGCACUCGAUGCACGAACGACUUAGCUUGCCAGUACAACAACACUUGCAACACUGACACGGGGAAAUGUGUCUGCGCUCCUGGCUACAGCGGCGACACGUGUGGUGCCGUUGAGGACGCGUGUACCACCACAGACUGUGGGGAAGGAGACUGCCAAGUGCUGACGAACGGAUCAGCGGCGUGUUAUUGCCCGUCGUGUAGCCCGUCGUGUACACUCUGCGAUAUGCUGAGUAACUACACCUUUGACUGCUCGACUUGCCCGACCGACGCAAGCAUGACAGUGCAAACCUCCAAGCUGCUGCUGAUUGUUUCGGCGCUUGUAGCUGUCAUGCUCGCCAGCCUUGCUCUGUAG
Phytophthora sojae is the source of this 1164-nucleotide messenger RNA. RefSeq lists its product as hypothetical. The coding region runs from base 1 to 1164 and encodes 387 amino acids. The record is from RefSeq and is a predicted model, not a curated record. The transcript is spliced from 4 exons. Lineage: Eukaryota; Oomycota; Peronosporomycetes; Peronosporales; Peronosporaceae.